GCCGGAGGAGGGGCGGUCGAAAAUAACACAGGGACCCGGGCCGGCAGCCGAUGAAAAUUUUCCUCGAAAAGGGAAGCUGCCGGCUGGAGAAAAAGAAAAAGGAAAAAACUCCCUUUCACCCGGGAGAAAGGGAAUUUUCCCCCUUUGAAAUGAAAACGGGCCGGAUCAAGUGAGCGGUCGGGUUAAAUUUAGGGAUCAAUAGGCCGUAUGGACGGGGCCUAAAGUCGUAAGAAGGCGGCUCCCGAUUGGCCGGCGCGACGGGGCUUCCGUCCAACUCACGGCCGCCAUAUUUGAUCCGGUCCCCUCCCCGUUUCCUCAGACCGAACUCGACUCCGGCCCGAUUCUGUCUCCUCCCGUCUUCUCCUCGCUCUGUUCGCCUCGGACGAAGUAAAUCUCCCGAUUGCUGAAAAAUGUUCGCCCUCGCCAAAUUAGUCGCACCAGCUGCCAGAACCGCCUUAAUAUCUGGAUCCAGGGCUGCGUAUGUUCGACCAAUCAGCACUGCGGUUAUUCAACAGAGCGACCGGUUGAACUACCAACAAACCUUGACUCCACUACCAGCCAUUAGUAUAACUCCCAAUUUGUUGCAGUUACCUGCUGUCCGUAACUUCCAGACUUCGGCAGUGACGAGAGAUAUUGACUCUGCUGCUAAAUUUAUUGGAGCUGGUGCAGCCACUGCUGGAGUUGCUGGCUCAGGAGCUGGUAUUGGGUCAGUGUUCGGAUCUUUGAUUAUUGGUUAUGCCAGGAACCCAUCCCUCAAACAACAACUUUUCUCUUACGCCAUCCUUGGAUUCGCCUUGUCUGAGGCUAUGGGUCUAUUUUGUCUUAUGAUGGCUUUCUUGCUACUUUUUGCAUUCUAAGCCAUUUUUAGUGAUCACCGUUCACUGCCGCUCAGAAAAAUGGCAACAACUAUCCAUGGAACGUAAUUGAACCUCUCCCUAGUUCUUUAAAUGAAAAAGACAUUUAAGUCUUUAAGCAUUUCACAAAGAACUGGGCAUAUUUUUUUUCAUAAUUCAUGUUUUCAUUUGUAUAAUCUGUUCCUUGUAUAGAUGCCGCCACGUAGAAAUUUUAAAAAUUACGUUUCGGUCUAUAAAAUAUUCACAACACCACUCUCUGCUUUUUAUUCAAAGGGAAUUUAGGUAAUAUUAUUUUUGUUUUUGUAAAAAAAAUAUACAUGAAAAGUCUUGUGAAUCAUAAUUCUAUGUUUAAAAUAUGUAGUAGUUAUUUACAAUUUGAAUUGUAAUAUCUGGAGAAAUUACGGGAGAUUCCAUUGUACAGUGUUAGAACAUAAUAAAACAUAAUAUUAGUUGUGA
Molecule: messenger RNA, 1310 nt
Organism: Cimex lectularius (bed bug)
Lineage: Eukaryota; Metazoa; Arthropoda; Insecta; Hemiptera; Cimicidae
Gene: ATPsynC
Product: ATP synthase lipid-binding protein, mitochondrial
Exons: 5
Coding region: 411-857 (148 amino acids)
Biological process (GO): proton motive force-driven ATP synthesis; proton transmembrane transport
Molecular function (GO): proton transmembrane transporter activity
Source: RefSeq, a predicted model, not a curated record